Acaulospora colombiana is the source of this 2843-nucleotide messenger RNA. The record is from the annotation of a GenBank genome assembly. Lineage: Eukaryota; Fungi; Glomeromycota; Glomeromycetes; Diversisporales; Acaulosporaceae.
AACUAGAUUCGAGUUCCCCGUUCCAAGACCCCCAUGCUCCCAAUAUCUCACCUAACCUACCUGUCCCUACGUUGAGUAAUCUGCAAGAUAUCGAGAGGCAGAUACGAGGCGUCAUACGAGCUGGCCCUAUUCGAGAGCGAGUGGCGGAAAACGACUUGAUACGAAAGUUGAUUGCCUUGAUGAGCGAUGCGGAGGAUCUGCAAAGUAUAGAGGAUCUGCAGGCGAUUUGCACUCUCAUGCAGGCUAUACUGCUUCUGAACAAUCAGGCAAUCUACGAGUAUAUUCUAAGGGACGAUAUCUUUAUUGAUAUGGUCGGCCUCAUGGAAUGUAAGCUGGGCGUGCUAAAUUACGUGAAACCGCCUAACCCUUGCAUAGAUGAUCCGGAAUUCCCUCGUCUCAAGGCUCACUAUCGCGAGUUUCUACGAGAAAACACCAAGCACCAUCAAGUUGUAGAGAUCCGUGAUACAUCUAUACGAAUGAAAGUUCACCAAACAUAUCGACUGCAGUACCUCAAAGACGUGGUUCUCGCCCGGGUGUUGGACGAUCCCAUCUUCAACGUGUUGAACAGUCUGAUCAUCUUCAAUCAGAUUGACAUUGUCAACUACAUUCAGAAUGAAGAAUACUUUCUCAAAGAAGUAUUCUCCAUCUUUUUACGGCCGUCUGAAGGUGCCGAUAGUCAACGGCUACGGAUAGAAGGCACUCCUGCAGAUGGAGACCAGCAAGUGGAGGAACAGGCUACCCAAGACGUUUCUGUGACAGAAGGAAACGAAAUGGUUGGUCAAAAUCUUACCUCUGGGUCGUUGGAAGACAGGCGACCGGCUGCACUCUUGCUCCUUCAUCAGUUUUGCAGCAUGGGCAAGAGCGUCCAGCUACCUAUGCGCCUAAACCUGUUCCGUGCGCUCGUAGAUCGUGGUAUCCUAUACCCAGUUCAAUGGGCCCUAGGACAGGGGGAUAUCAAGGUCCUCAACACCGCAGGCGAGAUACUGGCCAUGGUGCUCGAUCACGAUGCGGGCGGUGUCCGGGGGCAUAUUCUUCGUCAAGUAGAGGAUCAUACAAAGCAGGAUACGACGAUGAAUGGAACUACAGGGACGAGUGUGGCUGGUGAACAGGCAGAUUCGACACCGCACACACUGUUGGCCAUGAUGUCCUCGCUUCUGACGAGCAGUCGACAUGAAAUGUCUUUGAAGAGUCAGCUAGCAGAAUCAUUCAGGACAUUGAUGGACGUCCCCGGUAUUGACAAUGCUAUGUUGCAACCUCCCAACCUUCGAAAGGAAGAUCAACAGUCAGAUCGCUUCCUCGACUACUUUUAUAAAGUUUGUGCAGCAGACUUGUAUAAACCAAUCUUAGAGAAUGUGCCGGAGCACAAGCACAUGACUUCGACUACACUGGAGCUCACGAGGGCCCAGUCCGACCUGUAUCUAUAUUUGUGUGACUUGCUUUGUGGAUUCAUGUUACAGCACUCGUAUCAAAGUCAUUUCUUUGUUCUGGGUAAAAACGUCGCUGCACGGAUUGCUAGCCUACUAUACGCGAGGGAGAAACAUUUAAGACUAGCGGCAUUACGUUUCUUCCGAACGUGUCUACGGCUAAACAACCGAAAUGUGUACGCUCACAUGAUCAAGCAUGACGUAUUCCUACCCAUUCUCGAAUUGACAAGACGAGAGUCCAUCCGAGAUAAUCUUCUCAGCUCGUGUUGUCAAGAGUUCUUUGAGCACAUUCGAAGGGAAAACAUCAAAGACGUCAUUGACCAUGCCAUGAAAGUACAUGGCUCACGAGUCCGGCAGCUAGCAGAUUCGCAUGUCGUUGGUCAAAGAUUCUUGGGUUUGAUCAACAGAUGGGAUGCCAACAACGAACCACCGCCCAAACCAGAGCCAAAACCCACAGCGAUUGCACCCAAACGGUGGGGUGCUGCGCGAGCCGUCGACGCAGAGGAAGACUACUUUAAUGCAGAAGAAGAAGAGACACCUGCGACAGAACCCACUGUUGGACGCCAGACUAGAGGUCAGAUGCGUAGACGUGGUGCUAUUGCCGGUCCCAGUACAGGUACUGGACCCACUGGGCCUAAUAAUGCUCCGCCAAGUGGCAGGAGACAGCGUCCGACCAGUGUUGCCCUACCGAAAGCGUAUCCUAUAGGUUCAAGUACCUCGCUAGUAGACUACCCAGAGGAAGACGAGACCGAAGCUCUACCACCUUCUGAGGCUGGUUCUGAUCCUGUUCAACCAACUGGUAAACAAGAAACCAAGGGGCCCGUACAGGAUGGAACACGAUUACGAGGGAGAAAUAGACGCCCCGAAUUGACAAGAAAUGCCUCUGUACCAAACCUGGAUCCGAACGGCGUUGGGUCACAGGCAACACCCAAAGAACAGACUGGAAGACGGACACAGUCCCCAGCAUUGACCCCGACCUCGCCUUCUCCAUCGGCAUCCUCAUCCACAUCUUCAGAAAUGAAUACCACCCAACCCGGUAUAGGAGUUGGCAUAACUGGCAUAGGACUCGGUGUAGGCGCUGGUAUGGCCAUGGAUGAAGACGAAGAUCUAAUUGGCCCGCCUGUUCCCCUAAGCCUGAGCCACAAGAGACGAAGAGAAACAGAAGAAGAGGAUGAGACGAUGGAACGAUUGGCAAAGAGGCCCUUCCUUGGGGAGCAACCAGCCCCUACUGCUGGUGCCAAUGCUAGCAAAGCUGCAAUGCAAGAGGACAGCGCAGGUGCCGCUGCUCCCACAGUUGCAGCUCCCACAUCAACUCCGACAGAGACGCCCAAGCCAAUUGGAAAGCGACAACUCAGAGUAAAGUUGGGCGCCAACGUACAGAACCAACCACCUGACGUCAAAGUUGGCGACAAGGGCUAA